GUUUCCCGGCUUCAGCCGAAACAUCAUUCAGUUAAGUGUCUGACGUGAAGAGACGAGGAACAAGUGGCUUUUAAAGUAUUUUACACUUCAGAGGCUUCAGUGGACUUUAUAGACAGGACUGAAGCAGAAAAGGAGAAAUCUCUCAGAUUCAGGACUUCAUUGGUGUCUGAUCACAUCACACAUCCUACAAGCGUCUUCAGUCAUACCUGCCCUACACACACACACACACACACACACACACACACAUGAUGGCUGCCCUGGACCUGCACUGUGGUGUUGAUCCCGGAGUGUGUGUGUGGAGCGGAGAGUGUGUAGACUCGCUCGACUCCUUCGACUCAGAGGUGCAGCUGUGGGAGGAGCAACUACAGGAAGUGCAGAGAAAGAUAGAAGAGUUAUAUAAGGUGGUAGAAGCACGCAGAGGAGCCACUGAGAUCAAUCCGAACUCCAACGCUCAGCUAGACAUCACCUUACUUCCUGUCAGCAACACCAGCAGUUACAAUAACAACGGUUGCCGUGGUGGAAAUGUAAACAACGUCCCAGUGCAACACAAGACUUUUAAACAACCGAGUAAUCACACCAGUGACCCGUUGAGUUAUGGUGUUAAUUAUCACAGCAGUGGCUUUGUGGGUCCUCAGAGUUACACGGUUAACGGUCAGGACGUGAUGUUGGACAUUCUGGACGGAUACCUCGGGAUGGACAGCAGACAGAAUCCACAUGGAGCUCCAAAUAUGAGCUCUAUCCAGACUCAGAGUGUUUACACUGAUCAGUGGCCUGUGACCAGCAGGACUGGCUGUGUGUCACUGGGUGAAUUUGAGGAUGUGGAGAACAGGAAGAAUAAAGUCUCGGUUUGGAACGAGCCACAUGUCCGACGUGUCAGCUGGAAAGACCAGAUCACUUCCCCAGAGAAAUCAGUCAGUAAACCACCAAUCAAACAGAGAGACAGUCCUCAUGUCCCUACUCGCUAUGUGAACUACUCUGACUCACCAAAGUGCCCCCUAGUGGACCGGAGGUGUGGCAGCCCAUCUGUCCUGCGGAAAUUUGGUGCCAUGUUGCAGGAAAAUGAAGGGAAAACACUGAUUGAGGAUGGAACUGUAACCACAUUGGUGCCCAAACUGGUGCCCAGGUCCCCAAAGCUGGGUGGAAGCCGAGGGUCCAGACAUGUGACCGUCAAGGACACUGAAGCACCUGUACCACUUCAGAACUGGGAACACAGAGGUGCAAAAGUAGGUGUGAAGACCUCCCAUUGGGGGACAGACACUUUACAGACUGACUUCAAGAUGACAGAGAGGAUUCUGGGUAAUUGCUCCACACCAUCACCAAGGAACACACCAUCACCACACCAGGCGAGCUGCGACUCCCCCACUACACCUCGGAGGAGUUUCUCUCGUCCGGCUCGUCCAGCCAAUCAGCGGCCUCCGUCCAGGUGGGCAAGCCAAGCCCCGCCUGCGACAAUAACCCCGUUUGUUAUUCCUAGAUCCCGCUCACUCAGUCCUGCCUGUAAAUCCAAGCAUCGCUUCAAUAACUACAGUUUGUACACAGAAACUGUGAUCAUGUGAGCAGGACGGACACAGUAAAAGUUUACCUUUCACCUUUUUUGACUGUUUUCAUCUUUUCUAUUUUUUUGUAGCUUUUCACACUAACGCAAAUUGUUGUAAAUAAAGACACCGUCUACCUACAAACCUGAAGUGAAGAACAAAGAGCUGUGAUCUUCUCAAAAGAUUGUACUGUAACAGUGCUGAUGUAAAUACAGGAGGUUCGGAGUCAAAUACACACUGAUGCUCUUCUGGGUCGAGAAAAACUUCUCUUUAUUUUUCUGUUGCUUCAUUCAUCAUUUCAUAUUUGAGGUUGUUUCGUUGGGGUCACGGUGGCUUAGUGGUUAGCACGUUCGCCUCACACCUCCAGGGUUGGGGGUUCGAUUCCCACCUCCACCUUGUGUGUGUGGAGUUUGCAUGUUCUCCCCGUGCCUCGGGGGUUUCCUCCGGGUACUCCGGUUUCCUCCCCCGGUCCAAAGACAUGCAUGGUAGGUUGAUUGGCAUCUCUGGAAAAUUGUCCGUAGUGUGUGAUUGCGUGAGUGAAUGAGAGUGUGUGUGUGUGUGUGCCCUGUGAUGGGUUGGCACUCCGUCCAUGGUGUAUCCUGCCUUGAUGCCCGAUGACGCCUGAGAUAGGCACAGGCUCCCCGUGACCCGAGGUAGUUCGGAUAAGCGGUAGAAGAUGAAUGAGAGUGAGGGUUGUUUCGCUUUUUGGAUUUUUCUUCUUUUUCCUCUCUUCUUUUCUUCUUGAAGCAUUUUCAUAACAUUUUCUGUAAUAUAAUCUGUACAAAUUCCCCUGAAGGACAGCAUUAAAAGGCGUUUUCAUAAUAAAUAAUAAUAAUAAUUCAGUUAUUCGGUGAAGAAUCUUCUGGAAUAAAUGGACGUGUUACUUUAGUGUAGAAAUGUUUUUAGGUAUCUCAUGUAGCUUUUCAUGUCCUCUUGAAGUAUCUGAAUUUAAAACACUGCAGUCUUUACAAACAAAAACUCUUCUUUUCUUUUCUGUGGCCUUUUACUUCACCUGUUACUUUACUGUUUAAUCCAUUUUUUAAUGCCAUUAAAGCUUUUAAUGAUCACG
Molecule: messenger RNA, 2604 nt
Organism: Tachysurus vachellii
Lineage: Eukaryota; Metazoa; Chordata; Actinopteri; Siluriformes; Bagridae
Exons: 6
Coding region: 246-1556 (436 amino acids)
Source: RefSeq, a predicted model, not a curated record